Rodentolepis nana is the source of this 2107-nucleotide messenger RNA. Lineage: Eukaryota; Metazoa; Platyhelminthes; Cestoda; Cyclophyllidea; Hymenolepididae. The record is from the annotation of a GenBank genome assembly.
UCCUUUGGUUGACGCAAGUCACUCAAAUAGAACCCGUUGUGAGCGUAUGGGUGAAUUUGUUCGGACAGCGACAAAGGCGGUGGAGUUGCAUAUUGCUUUGGUGCGUCUGGAAACACUCAAUUCCUCCCUGGUUGAGCUUUCACAAUCUGUUGACCUGAUGGUGGAACAGGAAUUUGCAAAUGUCUCCACUGGUGCUACUAGUUUGAUCAACGCCUUUAUUAACCCACUUUAUGGACGACUCCCCGCAAGUGUUAAUAAAACAAAAAUGAGUUCUGUUCGUGGAAUUUGUGAGGGGUUAAGACAGGGUCUUUCUCUUGUAUCUCGAACCAACACUCUACUGUCUAGUGAAUUUCAUGAUCUGGUGCCUAUUCCUAGAAAUUCUCAAAAACUUUCAUUGAUUGUCAUCUCUGUACUUAUUGCUGCAAGUCAUAUAGUGAAUUCUGGUCUUCUUCUCUUAUCCCAAUCUGAUCUUACUCGGUAUACUCACGCAGAACUCUGGGAGAUUACUCGAGGAAUUGAAGAGCUUAGCAUGCUAACUGAACGAGUCCAGGAACAGUUAGAUGAAAAGAAGCAACUCCACCUUCGUCAGCUUCUUCUGAACGGUCGCCUCUUUGCCAGUACCUCUAAACAAUUAGAGCAAAAGCUUUCUGAAUUAUCCCUUCUUACUGAUCCGAUAGAUAGCUUACGACCAGCUUCGGUUGGGCAUAUCAUCUAUCUCCUGGCUCGUUAUCGCUCAACAACUUUGGCUACUUUCCACGUGCUCGACCUUUUGAAAGCUUUAAGAAGCUCUAGUGGGAUAAUCGACUUUCUUAACGAAGUCGUUAGAAAGGAAUAUGAGUUCUGUUCAAACUUUCUCGAUGUCAUGACACAAUCCACCGAACUUCUGAGGAAUCUUAAAAAAGUGCAGGAAUCUGUUGACGGACAUCCUAAAAGCAUUCUACACAAGACUGAUUUAGUAAGCUCUGUUCAACGUCUUAACCUCAAGGCCCAUAGGAAACCUGUGUGCAUUGCAAAAACAGUCUCCAUUGAUAAAUUUAUUUCCACUUUCCCUGAAAGGACCUCUAAGCGGGUCACAGCCACCACGCCGAUUGAGGAAGGUGAUGAAGAGGGUGGAGAAAAACUGCAGAAGAAAAUUGUCCAAUGGAGUGAUUAUUAUGAGGUUACGUUAAGACAUCAGGUUGUUGGACGAUAUUUACAGCUCACAUGGAUUGGCUUAAGCGAAGAAUUCGAUUCCUUACUUCAGCUUAUUGUUCCAACAGACUUGAAUAUACCAGCAAAGAUACUUCCUCCUUGGCCAUUGUUGAACAAACAAGAACUUCACCAACUGACCUGCAGACUUCAGGAGCUUGAAACACAAGGGCUUCCAGAAAAGUGGAUAAUUGAAGAAGACAAUUGUGACGUUUUCCGCACACCAAUUUGUGGCUUUCUCAGGGAUUUACUUUCUGAAAUUCUCAACAUUAAGUCAGCUGAAAUUGACAAUUGGCUAAACAAAAUCCCAAGUGAUGCCCGCAAAUGCUUCGACCGACUUGGACUUGAUAACAGCACAAUUUUACAAACAGAAUUUUCUCAUCGGCUUUUUCGAAUCCAUUUGGAUCACUUCUUACGUCUGCUGAACAAAUUCACCAUUCGAGUACUGACGAAGUAUCAGCAACUUUUAACCGAAUCCCAAAUAACCGCGAAUUCCGCUGAGAGAAUAACACAACUUGCUCUGAAUUCAUCCCUCAAUUUCGCCUUUUGUCUUUCAUUUCUCGAUCUUCUUCACUUUGCAAUCGACUACUUUUGCAAUGCUCAACACACUAUCGCCUUAUCCCAUGGUAAAUAUUGGAAAAAUUUUGCAAUUAAGCAGUCAACCAAUCAGAGUACAAGAGCAUUGAGUACUCCAGGGCCAAAUGCGGCCGAGAUUAAUGAAUUUUGUUCCAUCAUUUUGGCAGCGCUGAAGGUCUUUUCCCGGUGUAGGGGUUUUGGAACAAAUGGAAUUGAGGAAUUAGAGCAAGACGAAUCGGACAGGAUCGAUUUUCUUCAUCAAGGUGCAUACACAAGAAUUUCUCAGCCCAUAAUUGAUACGGCGCUGGUCUGCUUGGAAACCCGGUUUAUUAAGACUACGUGA